Molecule: messenger RNA, 1910 nt
Organism: Triticum dicoccoides
Lineage: Eukaryota; Viridiplantae; Streptophyta; Magnoliopsida; Poales; Poaceae
Product: putative protease Do-like 14
Exons: 10
Coding region: 244-1596 (450 amino acids)
Molecular function (GO): protein binding
Source: RefSeq, a predicted model, not a curated record
CAGAUUCGGUCGGACGCAACGCAACCGAAGCGGCCGAGCCAGGAAGGCAGCCUGAUCCGACCACCGCGCCGCACCACCGUCCCGCCUCGCCGCGCUGUCCACCAGCCACCGCUAUCCCUCGGGCCUCUAUCGCUCCGCCGCCUGCUGCUACGCCGUCGAACCCCCGCCCCACGAUCCUCCAAGCCCCACUCGUCCCCCCUGGCCUCUGCCGCUGCUGUUCCUGACGUCCCCUGCGGCGGUGACAUGACUCGCUCCCGCGGCGAGGGCAGGGAGGAGGACCGGCCCGUGGCUUGCGAGACGGGGCCGCGGAAGAAGGGCAGGAAGAGGAAGCGGGGGAGCGCCAAGGCUCGGCCGCCUCCGCCUGCCUCGUCCCAGGAGCACCGCGCCACCACCAGCGACGACGACGGGUCGGCUCAGGUCAGGGCUAUGGUGGCCGAGCAGAUGCGGAAUAUCCUUGCCGUCGACGCCGCUAAGAAGAAGAAAGUUGCCGAGCUACUUAAAGGCCUCUCUGGGGAACGUGACCUUUCUGUGGAGGAUACGUUUGGUGACUCCAAUGAUGGCAGCCUUGAGAGUCUUCAGGCUCGUAAAGUUGCAUUGUUGGUCUCAAAGUCAGUCGUCAGCCUGUCUUCUUUUGCAGGUGGAAAGAGGAUCCGUGUAUGUUCGGGAUUUGUGAUGCAUGGAACAGACAAUACUGGUGCAAAUAUGAUUUUAACCUCAGCAACACUUGUUAGAUCUCUGAAUGGAGACAGUAAUGUGAUAUCUGAUGUGACGGUCAAGGUUCUUCUACCUGAUGGGCAUAUAACAGAUGGCCACAUCUUUCUUGUGGAUUUUCACUAUAAUGUAGCUGUCGUCAAAAUUGCAGCUUAUUUAGCGCUCUUAGAAGAAGGCACUACCAACAAUGGAGCCGUGUUAGCACUUGGACGUGCAUAUGAAGGCGGUCUUCUCAUGUGUUCACGUGGUCAAGUUGUAAACAAAAAAAGCAAAUUUGGGUGCGCGGAGCUAUUGGUGUCAAGCUGCAAGGUUUCCAUGGCUGGUUCUGGAGGACCACUUGUCAAUUACAAUGGUCAAGUUCUCGGUAUCAACUUCUACGAAAAGAAUCAAACAUCAUACCUUCCCAUGUUAAUUGUAUCAAGGAUCCUGGAACAACAUCACUGCUUCGGGAAAUUAAUUAGCCCCUGGCUUGGAUUAAGGUACAGCUCUCUUCAUAUGGUUCCACUGGCAGUCUUGGAGCCUAUCUAUCAAAAAUUCCCAGAUGUUGACCAGGGUUUAUAUGUUUCAAAGGUUGUUGAGGGAUCACCUGCUGAUGUUGCUGGGUUAUGUGUCGGUGAUGUUCUUGUAAAAUGCGGUGACAAACUUCUCUCUGGUGUCCCAGAGUUUGGUGCAAUGUUACUGGAUGAUGCGAAAACUCAUUCUGACGCCUUUGGAGGUUGGGCUGGGGACAUGACAAUUGAGGUUGUGAUAAAGCGACAAAGAGAUGGCAGCACGGUGUCAAAAACUAUAGCCGCAGAGAUGCUGAGGGAGGACAACUAUAACAGAUGGCCUGCACCUAUGCCAAGCUACACAAUCCGCCUAAUAAAUGUCACGCCGCAUCGGUAGGUACUCCCUCUGUCUCAAAAUAUAAGACGUUUAGUGUAAAAGAAAACGUCUUAUAUUUUGAGACCCCAAGCCUCGCAUAUGGGUGGACCGAGUCGGGCGAGUAGGCUGGGAGGGAGUACACUUGGUUGAGAGCGGGGACUCCUCGUGGACUCUUGGAAUGGUGUGGCCUCCCUGGGUGCGCUGACGUUGGCAUGUUUUUUGUGUGUGGGAUUGCAUUGUAAUUAGUUGCAGAUCCUGUGUUGAUCCACCAGAUUAAUACCAAGCACGGACUCGCUAUCAACUUCCUUUAUCAUCUUGAAGCAAAGUUCUUAUCC